GAAACUUCCAAGCAACCCCCAUCUAAGAAGCGCAAAGCCUCAGUUGAGGAAAUUGAAGUCGAUAUCACCGCUCCAGAGCCACCCUCCAAGAAGGCUCUUCGUCGUCUCAAGAAGGGAAAGCCUCUUCCUCCUUCCAAGUCUGGAGCUGAGUCUACCCCUGAGCCAGAAAAGAAGCAAGCGAAGAAGAGUGAGGUUGAGAAGAGGUCUGAACACGGUAUCUGGAUCGGCAACUUGCCAUGGCACCUUUCCAAGGAAGAUUUGCGAAAGUUCUUUGUUGAGUAUUCAGACAUCACCGAAGAAAUGAUCACCCGAGUCCAUAUGCCAACGCCCAACGAUGGCAAGCCAGCCAACAAGGUCGAAGAGAAGAAGAAGUUCGUAAAGGUUGUGAACAACCAAGGAUAUGCCUACGUUGACUUCAACUGCUCGGAAGCCGUCGGCUAUGCUAUCGAAUUGUCUGAACAGCUACUAGGAGGACGACGAGUUCUGAUCAAGAACAAUAAGUCAUUUGAGGGGAGACCUCAGAAGACCAAGGAGGAGAGUAGAAAUGAUGGCAAACCACCGAGCAAGAGAGUCUUCCUUGGCAAUCUGAGCUUUGACACCACGGAGGACAAUCUCAAGGAGCAUUUUGAGAAGUGUGGAGCCAUUGCCAAUGUGAAGGUCGCACAGUUUGAGGAUUCCGGCAAGUGUAAAGGGUAUGCUUGGAUCACGUUCGAGGAAUUGGAGGGUGCAGAGAAUGCUGUUCGAGGUUUCGUGUGCAUCGAGGAGGAGCUUUCGGAUGCAUCUGAGUCGGAGUCGGAGGACGAAGCAUCUGGUUCAGAAGGUGUCCGCAAAACAAGGCCCAAGAAGACCAAGACGAGAAAGUGGUGGGUCAACAAAAUCAAGGGCCGACCGUUGCGUAUGGAGUUUGCAGAAGAUGCUCAAGUCCGUUACAAGAAACGAUACGGCAAGGACGGUACCAAGAGCAGACCUACAGAAGCCCUUGAAGGAGCAACGGAGGGCGUCAGGGAGAAGAUCAGUGAAACUCCUAAGAAGGUCGAGUAUAUGCUGCCGCAUGGUAGUGCUCGAUUGACGGGCGGUAUCGUUGAGAGUACUGGCAAAAAGGUUACAUUUUAA
Messenger RNA from Hyaloscypha bicolor E, 1113 nucleotides. RefSeq lists its product as uncharacterized. The record is from RefSeq and is a predicted model, not a curated record. The annotation marks the transcript as partial. NCBI's taxonomy places the organism in Eukaryota, Fungi, Ascomycota, Leotiomycetes, Helotiales, Hyaloscyphaceae. Gene Ontology annotation, molecular function: RNA binding. The transcript has a single exon.